Molecule: messenger RNA, 1924 nt
Organism: Lycium ferocissimum
Lineage: Eukaryota; Viridiplantae; Streptophyta; Magnoliopsida; Solanales; Solanaceae
Product: protein NRT1/ PTR FAMILY 2.7-like
Exons: 4
Coding region: 103-1794 (563 amino acids)
Biological process (GO): oligopeptide transport; transmembrane transport
Cellular component (GO): plasma membrane
Molecular function (GO): transmembrane transporter activity
Source: RefSeq, a predicted model, not a curated record
GGCGUGCAAGUCUUGGAUAUACUUUACCUGCUAUUAAAACUUCAAACUCCAUAACAAAGUAGAAACAAAUAUCUUUUCUGUCAAGUUGACCUAUAGCUAGCAAUGGAAAGUUCAGUAAGAGAUGUUGAUGAAGAAGAUAUGCAGUCCUCCUCUGGUCGAAAAAAAGGUGGCUGGAUAACCUUCCCCUUCAUUAUAGCAACCAUGGCGGGCUUGUCACUUGCGUCUGGAGGGUGGAUGAGCAACCUGAUUGUUUAUUUGAUAGAUGAAUUCAACAUGAAGAGCAUCAAAGCGGCUAAAGUUUACAAUGUGGUCAAUGGCUUGACCACCCUUUUCCCAAUUGUUGGUGGAAUCAUAGCUGACUCUUUUCUUGGCUGUUUUUCUGUCAUUUGGAUUUCUUCUCUUAUCUCUGCUCUGGGUAUUUUGCUUCUACUAUUAACAGCAACAAUUGAUGUGUUAAGACCUCCAGCAUGCAAUGAUGGAUCCAGUCUCUGCGCAAGCCCAUCAAAACACCAGUACACGGUACUAUACGUGGCUAUGGUGUUAGCAUCUCUAGGCGUUGCGGGUACACGUUAUACAAUUGCACCAAUGGGAGCUAAUCAGUUUGAUAAGCCAAAACACCAAGCGAUUUUCUUCAAUUGGUACAUAUUCGCCUUUUACACGUCCUUUGCUGUAAGCACCACAGCCAUCGUUUACGUGGAGGACAAUGUCAGUUGGGCAUGGGGUUUCGGUAUCUCUAUGGCUUGUAACAUACUUGGCUUGGUAAUGUUUCUCGCUGGGAAACGUUUCUAUCGCCGUGUUAAGGAACAAGGAGGCAGCCCUUUUGUCAACUUAGCACGUGUCAUAGUCGCCACCAUUCAGAAAUGGAGAGUCCCUCUUUCGGAACAAACUCAACACUACUACCAUGAUCCAAGUGACAAAACCACACUAACAACUUCUCCAAUUCCUACCAAAUUCUUAAAGUUCUUGAAUUGUGCAGCUUUUAUUACUGAGGGAGACACCAGAUCAGACGGAUCGAAUAGUAACCCUUGGAGGCUAUGCACAGUGCAGCAAGUAGAAGAUUUGAAAAGCUUGAUCAAGCUUUUCCCUCUAUGGGCUAGUGGUUUUCUUAUAUCUACCCAACUAGUCAUACAAACAAGCCUGCUAAUUCUUCAAGCUCUAAAAAUGGAUCGCCAUAUGGGACCUCAUUUCGAGAUCCCAGCAAGUACUAUGUUAGUCUUCAUAUUGCUAUUUACUUGUAUAGCCAUAUCCAUCAUUGACCGAUUACUCUACCCUUUUCUAGCUAAAUACACUAGCUUUUCUCUCACCCCUCUUCAGCGCAUUGGAAUAGGCCAUGUCAUAACUAUAGUUAGCAUGGCUGUUUUCGCCCUGGUUGAGUCCAGGCGACUGAGGCUCGCUAAAUCUCACAAACUCCAAGGCCAAAACAAUGCCAUUGUUCCAAUGUCGGUCUUUUGGCUAGUGCCACAGCUAGCUCUUAAUGGAAUCGGAGAAGGAUUCCAUUUUCCAGGACAUAUGGCGUUUUAUUACCAAGAAUUUCCAGCAUCCUUGAAGAGCACCUCGACUGCAAUGGUUGCCCUUUUUAUUGGUAUUGCAUACUAUUUGGGGAACGGGUUGAUUGAUCUGGUUCAACGACUAUCAGGAUGGUUGCCAGACAAUAUCAACGAUGGAAGAGUGGAUAACGUCUUCUGGCUCUGUUGUGUCCUGGGAUCAGCUAACUUCAUUUAUUACCUCGUGUUUGCAUCCUUGUACAAGUAUAAAGAUGUGGACGACAAACCAAAUGAUGUGCUUAGUAAAUGAUACUAAUUGUUAUAAUUCAAGAAACAUAUAUAUUCAUCAUGGUAUAAAUAUUGGACUGUCUUCAGUUACAGGUGUGAAUAAGCUCUUUGAAGAAAGAACACGAAUAAAUGAGUGAAUAGUUACUAACAGA